AUGCCUACUGUGAGAAGUCAGAACUUUCACGAGCCGCUUCCAAAACCAAUAGAUAUUUCCUAUCUCUCAGCUUCCACGUUUGUUCCUGGAAGAGUACUUUAUCUUAUGGUAGUCUUCACCAAAUCUAACCUGGUAACUCUACACGCCCUCACCCUGUCAACUUCCUGGCUUGUUAGAGAUGUCGACUGCUCUGUACGACAACCUACACAAUCACGAUAUGGUGUCAGAAAAGUCGACCACUUGAAUCAUAAGUAA
Molecule: messenger RNA, 255 nt
Organism: Fusarium poae
Lineage: Eukaryota; Fungi; Ascomycota; Sordariomycetes; Hypocreales; Nectriaceae
Exons: 2
Coding region: 1-255 (84 amino acids)
Source: RefSeq, a predicted model, not a curated record